AUGGAUGAUGAAGAGCGAUCAAAGAAAGAAAAAGAUGAAAAGAAGAAGUUGGAUACUUUGGCCAAGAAGGGCGCGAAAGUAGGGCCAAAGAAGAAAGGAGGCAAGCCUGCUGCUAAGCCAGGCUUGGAAAAAGAUGGUGCAAGGGACAAGUUGAGUGAGUUAUAUCACUUGCAUAAUCCUGACGUAAUUUGUAUUGCAGAACUGCAGGUUUUCUGCACUAUUCGUUUCGUUAGGAGUUUAAGAUUGGUGGAUUUUUGUGAAGAUGUUAUUACAAAUGAGGUUGCUGGCGAAAAGGGUAAUAUUUGGGUCAUGUGGAGAAAUUAUUUGGCAAGGCCUGAUGUGUUAUCUUCUUCAAAGCAAGCGAUUACUUUGAAUAUUGAUGGUGAUUUUGUUACGGCAGUCCAUGCUUCAUUUGAUCCGGUUACAAGAAGAAGACUUUGGCGUCAGUUGGGUCUAGGUUUUAUAUCUAUUCCUUGGUUGGUGUUGGGGGAUUUUAAUUGCGUCUUACGAUUAUAUGAAAAGAAGGGUGGUAGGACGAUUAAGGAAGUUUAUGUGAAUGAGUUUAGGAGUUGGAUUUCAGACAAUGGGCUGGUGGAAGCUGAUGCUAUUGGAAAAAGAUAUAUUUGGUCUAAUUGUGGUAGUGAUAAUCAAAGAAUUGUUUCGAAGCAUGAUAGAGUGGUUGUAAAUGAUGCUUGGCUUUACAAAUAUCAAGCUAAAUUAAAGCUUGAAACUGAGAAUGAUAUUUUGGAUUAUGACUACGGCAACGAGUUGCAGUUUGUGAAGGUUGUUGAUGCUAAGAAAUCUGUUGAUGAUGAUGAGAUAAAGGAUUACAUUGUAAAUCAUUAUCAAAAAAAAUUCAACGGUGGUGAUGUUAAUAUUGAUCCUAGGAUUUUCGAUAUUGAACAUGAGAGCAUAACUGAUGCUGAAUGUGCUUUCAUGGAUGCUAUUCCGUCUUUGGAAGAGGUUAAAGAAGCUGUUUUCGACUUAGGAGCUGGCUUUGCGCCUGGUCCGGAUGGCUUUACAGGUUAUUUCUAUAGACAAUGUUGGAACAUUAUUUCUGGUGAUCUUUUUAAUGCAAUUGCAAACUGUUGGGCUAUGCGAAAAAUUUCCAAUGACAUUAAUUUUAGUUUUAUAGUGUUCAUUCCUAAAAAUAACAAAUCUGAUGCUAUCAAGGAUUAUAGGCCAAUUGAGAAAGUGGCGUUUAUGAAGGGAAGGAACAUUCAUGACAAUAUAGCUUUGGCAUCGGAGUUGAUCAAUGAGAUCAAUAUGGAAAGGAAGCAUGGAAAUAUUGGCCUCAAAUUGGGUAUUGCCCAAGCUUUUGAUAAGAUCAGUUGGGAGUUCAUUACUGAAGUUUUUAGGCAAUAUGGAUUUUUCGAAAAUUGGUGUUCAUGGAUCAUUAGUAUUCUGAAUUCAUCUCGGAUUUUUGUUAUGAUAAAUGGUAGCCCGGAAGGUUUUUUUAGUAUCUCUAGAGGUUUGCGUCAAGAUGAUAUUCUUAUUUUCUGCAGAGGUAAUUUACAUAGUUUGCAGAAUUUGAAAGAUAUGUUGGGUAUGUAUCAACGUGCUUCUGGCCAAUGUUUAAGUUAUGCUAAGAGUAAGUUCUACUAUGGAGGUGGUACUGGCUCUCGUGUUAUUGUUAUAUCUAAUUAUUUGGGAAUGGAAAGAGCCUUUUUUCCGGAUAAAUAUCUGGGAAUCCAACUGAAGCCUGGUAUUGUUCGUCACAUUCAUGUCCGUCAAGUGGUGGAGAAAAUUAUGGACAAGUUGGCCGUCUGGAAGGGUAAGCUUUUGUCUUUUCAGGCUAGACUUGUUUUGAUUAGAUCGGUGAUUUCUAGCUAUGUGCUUCAUUUCAUGGCUGUGUACAAAUGGUCGUGUACGGUGAUUAAACAGGUUGAGAGGUCCACUAGGAAUUUUCUAUGGUCGGGUGAUGCUGAGAAACAUAAAUAUUUUACGGUUCUUUAUGAUGAUUUGUGUUGUUCGAGGCGUGAAGGUGGGCUUGGCCUUAAGAAGUUAUUGGAUGUUAAUAGGGCCAUGCUCAUGAAGUUGUGGGUUUCUAUUUGGGACUCAGACAAGACUUGGGCCAGAUUUUUGAGGGUGAAAGACACACUCGAUAAUUGGUGUGGUGAUUUUUCGAUUGCGAAACGACUUGGAAUAUUUUCCAAAGGCUCUAAUGAUUUUACGGCUAAGGUAAGCGAUAUUAUUGUUGAUGGUGCUUGGGCCAUACCUCUAAAAAUGAGGGAACUGGUGAUUCGUUGUAACAUUGAUCUUGAGAAUUUGCCGCUUAUUUCUGGUGGUGAUGAUUACAAAAUUUGGGACCUUGAUAGUAAGGGCGUUUUUUCAGUCAAGUCUGCAAAGGCAGCUAUUAAAGCGCCAACUGAAAUCCUUCCUAUUGCGGCUUUGUUCUCUAGGAAAGUUGUACAUCCUACUUUGAGUGUACAAUAUUGGAAGAUUUGGGCGAAGCAAUGUUGUGCAAGUGAAGAUAAUAUUAUUAAGAAGACCGGUAGGAGCAUGCCUACAAUGUGCCGUCUAUGUAGGAAGAGUUGCGAGACUAUGAACCAUAUCACUUGGCAUUGCAGAGUUGCUAAGAGAAUUUGGGUGUGGACGGCUAAUAUUUUUGAUCUGCAGCCCAAGGAAGAUCUGGUGGCCUCUUACAAGGCUGCUAAGGGACACAGCAGGAUGAUAAAGGAUCUGUGGUUGGUUGCUAAUCUUGAAAUUGUCACAGUGGUAGAAUAA
Molecule: messenger RNA, 2727 nt
Organism: Papaver somniferum (opium poppy)
Lineage: Eukaryota; Viridiplantae; Streptophyta; Magnoliopsida; Ranunculales; Papaveraceae
Exons: 7
Coding region: 1-2727 (908 amino acids)
Source: RefSeq, a predicted model, not a curated record